This is a messenger RNA of Aspergillus aculeatus ATCC 16872, 1011 nucleotides long. RefSeq lists its product as uncharacterized. The transcript has 3 exons. The record is from RefSeq and is a predicted model, not a curated record. Lineage: Eukaryota; Fungi; Ascomycota; Eurotiomycetes; Eurotiales; Aspergillaceae. The coding region runs from base 1 to 1011 and encodes 336 amino acids.
AUGAUCGCCUAUUUUGUUACUUGGACCAUCCUCCUUACUCACUCCGCGUCCGCUCUACCGGGGCUGCAAGGGGUGACAACACAAGACGCAUGCAGUCCUCUCAGUAAUAUAGUUGAUCAGCUCAAGACCUACAGCACUGCUACUGGGUUCUGCCAGUCGGUCUUAGCUACAACGUUUACUGUCUCUGCCUCCAGCUGCCACUCUACCCAUACCACGCAUCUACGCACCACCACACCUCAAGCAUCCAUUUCGCGCAGUCCUCUCUUUUCUUAUCCCACCCCGGAAGUCUUCCACCAAUUCCCUGAUGUUGAAGUUAAUGACGCAUGUAAAUGCCUGGGUAUCCCCCCUACAGCUAUACCCACGCGAACAACGACACACACGCCAACGACCACACUCACGGCAUGUACCACUCCACCACCAUGUGUCAAUGCAGUCCUUCAGUGGGCAUACUAUCACUUCGGCGAAGGACCUGUCAUUCCUAAAAACAGCAAUUUGUCCGAUUACAAUAUUGAUGUCGCCGCGCUCAAGUAUACCACCCCCAACGUCACGGGAACAACCACCUAUGUCAAUGUAAACCAUACUGGGAAUGAGACACCAGUCGACAUAUACGGCAACCUCGAAAUAUCCGACUACUUCGCCCUCGAUCAUCGCGGCUAUCUAUACGCAGAAACAACGGGCACCUAUGCGGUUACCCUUCUCAACACGGACGAUGUUGCCUACUUCUGGUACAACACCACCGCGUAUACCGGCUGGAAUGUGACCAACUGGGAUAUGUACACCGACUUCGAAAGCACGGACAGUCUCCAUGUCGACCUAGUCGCUGGUCAAUACCUUCCAAUCCGCCUGGUUUUCGCAAACGCACAGGGGGGCGCGAGUUUGCCCUUUUCAAUUACAGCACCCGACGGGUCGAUUGUGUUGGAUAAGAAUUCCACAGCUUCGUCUUCUAUUGUGCAAUAUUCUUGCGAUCGAGUUAUAGCCCCCGAGUUUCCAUCUUUUGACCACGAAGCUUGA